Meira miltonrushii is the source of this 1284-nucleotide messenger RNA. RefSeq names its product WD40 repeat-like protein. The record is from RefSeq and is a predicted model, not a curated record. NCBI's taxonomy places the organism in Eukaryota, Fungi, Basidiomycota, Exobasidiomycetes, Exobasidiales, Brachybasidiaceae. Bases 138 to 1226 code for a protein of 362 amino acids. Gene Ontology annotation, molecular function: protein binding. Gene Ontology annotation, cellular component: cytosol; peroxisomal matrix. Gene Ontology annotation, biological process: protein import into peroxisome matrix. The transcript has a single exon.
UGAUGUGCUAAACGAGAGAGAGCCUGCCUGCCACCUUUUGAAAGCACAUCGAGCAACCGCGUAAACCGGUCCCAUUCAUUACCCCACGCUUUAAACAACGAGACCUUUUUAUUCAUCAUCACCUCUACAACAAAACAAUGGCAGUUGCUCAACCGGGACCAUUUACCCGACUAAGGACGCCAGGCUUGGCAGCAUACAAUGUAGCCUGGUCACCUUUCUUCCCUAAUAGACUAGCGAUCGCCUCUUCUGCGAAUUAUGGAUUGGUAGGAAAUGGAAGACUUAGCAUUGCUUCUCAUGCUCCCUCUAAUCCUGGUCAACCACCACCGACGCUACAAACGGAAAAGUUUUUCGAAACACAAGAUGGUCUGUAUGAUGCGGCAUGGUCAGAAGUACAUGAAAAUCAAUUAGUCACAGCAAGCGGAGAUGGAAGUAUAAAGUUGUGGGAUGUUACAUUGAACGAUCAUCCGAUCAGACAUUGGCAAGAACAUGCGAGAGAGGUCUUCAGUGUUGAUUGGAAUAAUAUUAGAAAAGACGUCUUUGCAUCUUCAAGUUGGGAUGCGAGUGUUCGUAUUUGGAACCCGGAAAGACCAACUGCUUUGCUUGCAAUCACUUCACAUACGGCUUGUGUAUAUGCUUGUGCUUGGUCACCGCAUAAUGGAGAUCUAAUAGCAACAGCAUGCGGUGAUGGUCAUCUACGGCUUUAUGACGUUCGAGCUUCUAGUCUAGGAACAGGAGCAGCAGGCUCCCCCACACAAACACCCGUUGCUGUCGUGCCUGUGGGUGGAGAAGUUUUGAGUGUGGACUGGAACAAAUAUAGGCCAAUGACACUGGCAACCGGAAGUACGGAUCGAGGUGUGAAAGUAUGGGAUUUGCGUGGAGCAGGAAAGGCAGGACCUGGAAUGGGUCCAGGCGGACUACGAGGUGGAGAGAAUACGGCAGCUUUGUUAGGACAUGAAUAUGCGGUCAGAAAAGUAGCUUUCAGCCCUCACGAUGCAAGAUCUUUGGCAAGUGCUUCGUACGAUAUGACCGCUCGUGUUUGGGACAUUGAUGCCGGACAAGCAAUGUCUGCUGGUCCACGUAUAGGUGCAGCAGGUGCAGGAUCAUCUCUGAGAAGGAUACACGAUGGUCAUACAGAAUUUGUUGUUUCGAUCGGUUGGAGCUUGUUUACGCCUGGAUUGGUAGCCAGCGCUGCAUGGGACACGGAAACUCAUCUUUGGUACGCAUAGAAUAGCAUGUUUAAAGCAUUUCGUUUGAUUAGGUUCGAACAAUGUACAAUAUUUUACA